Messenger RNA from Chelonus insularis, 1904 nucleotides. RefSeq names its product esterase FE4-like. The coding region runs from base 249 to 1844 and encodes 531 amino acids. NCBI's taxonomy places the organism in Eukaryota, Metazoa, Arthropoda, Insecta, Hymenoptera, Braconidae. The transcript is spliced from 8 exons. Gene Ontology annotation, molecular function: serine hydrolase activity. The record is from RefSeq and is a predicted model, not a curated record.
UCACUGCAUGUCUUUUGCACUUAUGUUGAAGUUAUAUUAAAAGAUAUAAACUGUGGUUCUGCCUUGAAUUUUUGUAACGCUGGUAUAGAUAGUGUUAUGAAACAUUCCAGUAGAGAGGGGAACUUUCAUGACACUCGAGCUCGUACAAUCCUCAGUUGAUAUAAAAUUACAGUCAGCUGUUGACGCUUAAGUGCUUAUAACAAAGUGGUAUUAUCAAUUAACAAGUUAACAAGUGUUUGUAUAUAUCAAUGGCGGAUCCAGUAAUUCAAGUUCAACAAGGUCAGCUACGUGGAAUUUGGGAGAAUAAUAUUUAUGGUGUAAAAUUUGUAGCCUUCAGAGGAAUUCCUUAUGCUAAGCCACCAGUUGGAGAUCUACGAUUCAAGGAUCCUGAACCUGUAGAACCAUGGUCUGGUAUCAAAGAUGCUACCAAGUUUGGAAAUAAAUGUAUGCAGAGAGACUGGAUAACUAAAGAAAUCAUUGGAAAAGAAGAUGGCCUUUAUUUGAAUGUUUACACGUCUGAUUUGAAUCCAUCGGCUCCAAGAGCUGUUAUGGUUUGGAUCCAUGGAGGAGGAUUCAUUUUUGGGAGUGGUGAUGAUGAUUUUUAUGGGCCAGAUUACUUUAUUGAGAGAGAUGUCGUGCUAGUAACAAUCAAUUAUAGAGUUGGUGUUCUUGGAUUUCUGAAUGCUGAUGAUGAAGAAGCACCGGGUAAUCAAGGUUUGAAGGAUCAGGUUUUAGCAUUAAAAUGGGUACAACAGAAUAUCUCAAGAUUUGGUGGUGAUCCUCACAAUGUAACGAUUUUUGGCGAAAGUGCGGGUGGAGCUUCCGUUCAUUAUUUAACCAUCUCACCAUUAGCUCAAGGAUUAUUCCAUAAGGCAAUUUUGCAAAGCGGAGUAGCAAUAAAUCCCUGGGCAUCUUCUGCAUGUUCUCCAAAAGAGACAGCUUUUAAAUUGUCUUCUAUUCUAGGAAAUGAGAUUACAGAUCCUAAAAAACUUGUCAAGUUCUUGAAAACAGUUGAUGCUCAUCAAUUGAUAGAUGCUGAGAAAUCUCUUCAAACAUGGCAGGAUAAAUGGUUAUUCAUUUGGCCAUUUGGACCAUCAGUGGACGAAAAAUCGAAAAAUCCUUUCCUUUCUGUUCCUGUUCAAGAUGCAGCUAAAUCAGGAAUUAAAGUUCCAUGCAUUUUGGGAUAUACAGAUUCCGAAGGAAUCUUGGCACUCGCUGAGGUAAAUAAAGAUAAAUUUGCGGAUCUGGAAGCAAAUCAAGAAAAUCUCCUAUUUCAUCCUACAAUGAAGAAGAUGUUGAAAGAAAAAAAUAUCACAGUGGAUCAGUUUAAAAAACUCUUCAUGGGAGAUGUAAAAAUCGCACCAGAAAAUGCCCAGAAUAUGGUAGAUUUACUGAGUGCAGUGCAUUUCAUUAUUGGAAUUCAUCAGACGCUUCAGAUUCAAAAUCGCAUCUCUCACGUUCCAGCGUAUCUAUAUAAAUUUGAAUAUGAAAGUCCGAAGUCUUUGAUGAACCAUUUUUUACAAGUUGAUUUAAAAGGUACAUGCCAUGGUGAAGAAAUACAAUAUAUGUUUUAUCCACACUUACUUAAAACAUUCGGAAUGCCACAACCAACUUUAGGUUCCACUGAAUCUCUGAUUACACACAGAUUCAUUGAAUUAUGGACCAACUUUGCUAAAACUGGAAAUCCAACACCUACACCCUCAGAAAUAACUCCAAUAGAUUGGAAACCAAUAAAUGAUUCCAUUGAGUACAAUUGUCUGAAAAUUUCAGAGGAUGUCAGCAUCAUUAAGGAAACGAAUAUUAUGCACGAAAUCGAGAUGAAAAUGAAAAAGAAUAAGCUAUAAAUCACAACAAUUUUAUAUUGUUAACAUUUGUUAAAUAAACAAGACAAAAUUUUGUAAAAA